AUGUACGCGGAAGCACACCUGGCGCAGUUCAGGCGAGUUCAGUCAACCCUCGCGCUCCCGUCGGCGCGCGCGCACUCCUGCGCAGGACGGGCUGGCGCGAGCUCAUCGUCAAAGAUGCAGUGCUUCAUCUGUGUGACGUACAUGAUCAUACUGUGCAGCGCACACCCAGCCAAAGACAAGCAAAUAGCGGCUCCUCACCAGAAAAAGUCCCUAUUCCGUGACGUAAUCGAAUCGUUAAGAAUUCGCGCCCAACUACCAGAAGAUUUCAACCAAAAUGAAGACAACAAUCUGUCCCAAAACUACGAUAAGUACGGAUACGACAACGAACCACCACACUUGCCGAGCGACGCGGAUUUUAUCCCACGAAGAAACGACAGAAUCGAAAUGCCGACUCUACCUCUAAAAUACCGUUUUCCCAAAAGCUUGAACGACACAGAAGAAAAAGUGGUAAAUGUAACAACCGAGGAAAUCGUUCUUUUCGUAGAUACAGACAAAAUUACAAAGACAACUCAAAAGCCAAAGAAACAAAAGCGUCCACCGACGCCCAACAAAAAUAAAGUCGCGAACAAAAAUAAAGAGAAUGAAGACCAAGAAGAAGAAACUCAGACACCGUUACAAGAUAAUAUUACGCCUGUGUCGAACACUUUAAGUGGCAAUAGCCAGAUCGGCAACAGAGAAUCUCAAACUGUGGUCAAACCAACAGUCAUUGUUAAUUUUAGGGGUUCUUUGACUCAUCAAGAUAGUGAUAUCCGUCUCGAGAAAAGAAAUGAUAAUGAUACGGAUCGUACCGCUCAGAACAUCUUUAAUAUUAACCAAGAAGUUAAUUUUGAGCCUGUCAAGAAGGAUGGUAAGAAAGGCUCGAAACCUAAAGUGGGUGACGUGAAGCAAACAUUCAACAUAGUAACUGAUGUCAAAGCCAAAGUAGAAGAGGACAUGUUAAUGUGUGAGACAGCCACUUGGAACCCAAAGAGAAAUGUUCGCGAAGGUCGUAAAAAGGUGUUGCAAAUUUUAUUUUCUUUAUAAUUAGUGAAGGUUAUCUGUCUUAGUUUGAUAAGCAAUUAGAAAGUUAAAGUUUCAUGCAUUCGAUCACGAAAUAGACGAGCUUAAUUAGGUGAUAAAUAUGUAUGUCGUGGAGAUGGAUGGUGUCAGUUAUGAUUUAUGUAUGGACGUGAAUGUAUAAUGUAAGAGCGUCAUAAUUAUAAACUUUUAUUCAUAUUCUGAAUUGUUUAAAGAUAAGCUUUUAAGAACUGAACGGUCAGUGUAGGUUAGUUUAUAAAUAGGCAAAGUUAAAUACAAAUGAGAAUUAAUUACAUAUCAGUUCCAAUGACUAUAUUUUUACUUUAAAGUUAUUGAUUAAGAUACAAAAGCGUUUGGCAUUAAUUACUUAUCCAUGGUUUUAGAUUUAUAACUUGCUAGCAUACUAUGUAACCUAUAAUAGUUAAUAAAUUUAUAGAUGUAAUUAAAACAUCGCAAACUGA
Ostrinia furnacalis (Asian corn borer) is the source of this 1478-nucleotide messenger RNA. RefSeq lists its product as uncharacterized. The transcript is spliced from 3 exons. The coding region runs from base 1 to 1023 and encodes 340 amino acids. The record is from RefSeq and is a predicted model, not a curated record. NCBI's taxonomy places the organism in Eukaryota, Metazoa, Arthropoda, Insecta, Lepidoptera, Crambidae.